This is a messenger RNA of Selaginella moellendorffii, 1086 nucleotides long. RefSeq lists its product as uncharacterized. Lineage: Eukaryota; Viridiplantae; Streptophyta; Lycopodiopsida; Selaginellales; Selaginellaceae. The record is from RefSeq and is a predicted model, not a curated record. Gene Ontology annotation, biological process: proteolysis. Bases 25 to 1035 code for a protein of 336 amino acids. Gene Ontology annotation, molecular function: ATP-dependent peptidase activity; metalloendopeptidase activity; ATP binding. The transcript has 10 exons.
GUGGCGGGCUCUCGUUCGUUCUCUAUGGCUAUCACAUUGCCUUGCAUUCCCGCCUCGUAUGGAGGAGGUUUUCACAGGCAUUGUGCUAGGGUUCUUCCCAGUGGAAGGGCGCGCUCAUGCGUCCGUGCUGCCGCGGCGGCGGGGGAUGGCGAGGGUGCUGUGGCAUCGGCGAAUGUGAAUGAUGUGAAUGAUCUUGUUGCAUCGCUCGGUGAUGCGAUCUCGUCGAAGGAUGCCGACAGCGUGAGAUUGGCGCUGGACAAGCUGAGCGAGGCGGGAUGGGCAAAGCAGUGGAAAUCUCAGCCCAAUGUUUCUCGUCGAAAUACGUACUUGCGCGAGCUAACUUCGCUGGGACUGAAAAACGCGGAGAAUCUCGCUAUUCCGAGUGUCCGAAACGAUCUCGCGUUCUUGGUGACGGUUGUAGGAACAACGAGCUUUCUUGCAGUUAUAGCGGGCCAGCUCCCCGGAGAUUGGGGAUUCUUCGUUCCUUAUCUGCUGGGAGGAAUCUCACUAGCAGUUCUGGCCAUCGGAAGCACAGCACCGGGGCUUUUACAAGCUGCUAUCAACAGCUUCUCAUCGGUGUUUCCAGAUUACCAAGAGCGGCUUCUUCGUCAUGAAGCGGCUCAUUUCCUCAUUGCUUAUCUGGUCGGCCUUCCUGUUCUGGGAUACUCUUUAGACAUCGGCAAAGAGCAUGUCAACUUGGUCGAUGAAAAGCUACAGAAGAAAAUUUACGAAGGGUUUCUCGACGGCAACGAACUUGACAGGCUGGCUGUCGUUUCAAUGGCUGGGCUUGCUGCCGAGGCUCUAAAAUAUGACAAAGUUAUUGGCCAGUCUGCCGAUUUAUUCUCUCUUCAGAGGCUCAUUAACAGAUCCAAACCCAAACUCAGUAACGAACAACAGCAAAAUCUCACUCGAUGGGCUGUUCUCUAUGCCGGAUCACUUAUAAAGAACAAAAGCAAGGCAUUUGAUUCUCUCAUGGCUGCAAUGGAGAGAAAUGCCAGUGUUUCAGAAUGUAUAGAAGCAAUUGAAAUGCAGUAGAUUUAGCACUUGCCCCCACUUAACCCAAAUUUAAGUUUGUUAAAAAGGAAA